AUGUGGGCGCGUGAACGUUGCAACGACUUUUUCAUAGAGCGCUCAAAGAACCGAAACCUAACGGACUGCCCCAACGGACCAUUGGAGCUGCGACGCGCAUUCCAUAGACACCCUUACAGAGGUGCUCAGAAGUGCGACGCUUGCAAGAAGGCCAGCCGGAAAGACUCCAAGCUCGUUCAGUCGGCCCGGCAGAAGGCCAAUGUGGCGCUUGGUGAACGACCAGAAUAUGUAGGAGCGCUGUUCCUGGGAGAGCUGGAGAUCCCGGACGAGUUCCACGAGGCGAACCAACUUCGACGCGGCGAAGUGGAUGCGAUGAGGUCGAGCUGGGAAAGCUUCAGUUUGGCCAACGGGCAUCUGCCAUCGCACGAGUUGGAACGGGAAUGGGCGACCCGAUUCUCUGCAUUCAACGUUGGUCUGAACGCCGGAGUACGGACCCAGUCAUCGAAGCUUGCUCCCACCUUCGGACAGCGGAUGAGUGGAGAAGAUGAUAAUCGAGGCAUGACGGCUGCUGCGGACGAAACCUCUCGAAGCCUGCGUCAGGAAACCAGUACAACCGUCGAUGAAGCAGCCUCUCAAGACACGCACAACCAAGACUUUUACAAAAUCAGCUCAUGGACCAACAACAGCACCUACACCACUGCUGAGGAAAGCGGAGCUCCUCAAGAGCCCCACCGCGAAGUCCAUGACAACUCCAAUGACUCCAAUUCAGCCACGGGCUCCUCGUCAUCUCAAUCGACACGAGCAAGACCAUGGGAUCUAUGA
Letharia lupina is the source of this 762-nucleotide messenger RNA. RefSeq lists its product as uncharacterized. The transcript has a single exon. The record is from RefSeq and is a predicted model, not a curated record. Lineage: Eukaryota; Fungi; Ascomycota; Lecanoromycetes; Lecanorales; Parmeliaceae. The coding region runs from base 1 to 762 and encodes 253 amino acids.